Messenger RNA from Carassius carassius (crucian carp), 1517 nucleotides. Its product is annotated as dr1-associated corepressor. Bases 761 to 1168 code for a protein of 135 amino acids. Lineage: Eukaryota; Metazoa; Chordata; Actinopteri; Cypriniformes; Cyprinidae. Gene Ontology annotation, biological process: positive regulation of transcription by RNA polymerase II; negative regulation of transcription by RNA polymerase II; transcription by RNA polymerase II. Gene Ontology annotation, molecular function: transcription coactivator activity; protein heterodimerization activity; core promoter sequence-specific DNA binding. Gene Ontology annotation, cellular component: negative cofactor 2 complex; nucleus. The transcript has 7 exons. The record is from RefSeq and is a predicted model, not a curated record.
UUUCAGUGGAGUUUAAGUCUGGGCUCUGAAUAAGCCAUGCAAGGAUAUUCACCCUUUUCUCCUUCAACCACUGUGUGCUUUGAUUUAUUGUCAUGUUUGAAAGUUAACCUUCUUCCCAUUGACAACUUUGACGAGUGAGCGACUACAAUGUCCUGAACUCUGCACAUGGCUAACCAUUGAUUUGAGGCAAGGGGCUGCUGCUGUUGUGUGAAUAAGUAAGUGAUUGUUCUGUACAUGGUUGGCAACUGCACAAAGGCAAGGGGCUUCUGAUAUCCUGCGAAUUAGUGAGCGAUUGGAACCCCUCCAUGCUCUGCACAAAGCUGGCGCUGCUUUGAGGAACCUGACCCGGACGACUUGCUACCAAAGUCCUUAGGGCCUUGCUUACUGGAGGGUAGAUGAACUCAGGUAGCACUGCCUCCGUGUGGAGAAAGCCAGUGAAUAUUCAUUCUGAAGGAGACACUGGAGGUUUAGGUGAACAAGGGGGACACAGGAAUUGAGACGUCGCAACACCAUCUCCUAAAUUUCUGUCCCAAGCUGCCAUGCCUUCCGUCUCCACGUCUUAAUGGCAAAGGUGAAGAAGUGAACGGACAGCUUAUCAAUACAAUAUGAAAAUGUUAUACUCACUGGAACUCUUCAGGGGAUGGGAAUCCAGACACCUUCCACCGAAGAGCGUACCUUCGACAGUGAAUGAUAAGAGGCUUCUUGAAAACAGCAUCUCUAAGUGAAGGAGAACGAUUCUGAGGGACGCGUCAAGAAAAUUAUGCAAAAGGAUACAGAGGUUGGACGAAUCGCUACAGCUGUGCCAGUCAUCAUAUCUAAAGCUUUAGAGAUCUUCCUCCGAUCCCUCCUGAGCAUGACCUGUAAAAUAACCCAAUCCAGGAACAGCAGGGUGAUGUCCAUCAAUCACAUGAAACAGUGCAUUCAUUCAGAGAAGCUGUUUGACUUCCUGAAGGAUUCGGCAGAUCAGGCCUCCACUGCAUCAACACCAGAGUGCAAAACUAAGGGAAAAUGGCAGUCACACAGGAAACGUUGGCAAAGUGUGUCUAUCAAAGCCAGGUCCCCGGAGAGAGAGGAGCCGCCUCAGAAAGCCACCAAUGAUGUGGUCAUCAACAGCGAUUCAUCCAGUGAGUCUGAGCUGUUCAUCUGCUUGGAAACUCAUUCACCUUGACCAGGCGUUCGAAAAGUUUGACAAGAUCGAACAAUCUCUCGAUGAAAACUGCAGUAUUGUUUGUGAAGAUCCAACAUUUUUUUUGGGGGGGGGGGGGGGGGGGGUGUUAUUGUUAUUCUUAGCAUCUGAUAUAUUUUAUUUUUUUAAUUUGUGAAAUUGCUCUGUUGUGGUAUUAAGAUUGACCAUGCAAUUAAUUAUAUAAUUUUUGUUUUCUAGUUUUCCAGGGAGUUUUAAAUUCCGAUAAGGAAGAAUAUCAUUUGUUUAUUAUAGUAGAGAUUUUGUGAUUUUGAGCAGCUCCACUAAUUUGCUUUCAGUUGGAUUCAUAAUUAAAACUGUAGAUUGAACGGUC